GCUACAAGCAUAGUCCACAUCGCGCCACCACUACUAGGCUGCCAGGCUCUCUCUCACUCACUACUAGGCGUGCACCCCUAUCCAUUAGAAGCUCCCUUCAGCGGCAGCCACUUAGCUGGAAUCCGUCAGACUCGGAGACGAAUAUUACCGAAUAUUACCGAAUACUACCGAAUACUACCGAAUACUACCGAAUACUACCGAAUACUACCGAAUACUGCCCAGCCAGCCAGAAGGAUCGGCCUUUGGGAGACCGAUUACAGUGCACUCGAUCGAUCGGUACUCGGUCCAAUUACAGUGUACUCGAUAGUAUAGUCCGCCAGUCGGCGGUCUGAACCGGGCUCGUCAAAUGGUGCUCCGGUGCGCCACUCUUCCUCUCCGACCCUUCUUCGUAACUCUUCCCACCGCCACCGCACGGUUCGGUUCUGGGUCGCCUCACAAGCAGUCCCUAUUCGGGGACGGCGGAGGGGCCAGAUGGCGGGACGGCAACGGCAGGUGGAAAGGGCUCCGCGCGGGCGCAAGCAGCGGUAACCCGGCCGCGAAUGGCGGCGGGAAUCCUGGCGGGUAUGCGUAUGGAUACAGCAACCGGCCGCCCCCCAAGCCCACGCCGACUUAUGAAGAGCAGGUGCAGCAGCGCAUGCGGGAGGUGACGAGCAUGCCGUUCGACGUGGCGAGGCGGCUGUGGCGCCUCAUCACGGAGCAGCCCGAGGAGUUCCGCCUCGUGCGCUUCCCCUCCUGGAAGGAGAUGAUAACAGUGACGCUGCUCACCUUCCUCUUCAUCAUCGUGCUCAUCAUCUUCAUCUCCUCUGUUGACUCCGUGCUCGCACGUGUGCUCACUCCUCGCUUCAAGCCCGCAUGACAUGAUCUUCGCCAAGGCUUGGUUGAAAUACCGUAGAGUGUUUGCAGACUAAGGGCGUAUUCCUACUUCAGCCUGUUCAGUACCAGGAAACUGAACUUCACGAACAACCGAAUUGAACUGGACAGGAUUUCGCGUUUGGGCACCUUUGCUUCACUGUAUCAUGCUUCAAACUCGAUUUUGGGUUUGCUGGUACUGAACACUGUACUGUAUGAAUGCAGCCUAAGGUUGUCUGAAGGUAAUCUCUAGCACUAC
This is a messenger RNA of Closterium sp. NIES-67, 1108 nucleotides long. The record is from the annotation of a GenBank genome assembly. NCBI's taxonomy places the organism in Eukaryota, Viridiplantae, Streptophyta, Zygnematophyceae, Desmidiales, Closteriaceae.